Pestalotiopsis fici W106-1 is the source of this 927-nucleotide messenger RNA. RefSeq lists its product as uncharacterized. NCBI's taxonomy places the organism in Eukaryota, Fungi, Ascomycota, Sordariomycetes, Amphisphaeriales, Sporocadaceae. Gene Ontology annotation, molecular function: oxidoreductase activity. Bases 1 to 927 code for a protein of 308 amino acids. The record is from RefSeq and is a predicted model, not a curated record. The transcript is spliced from 4 exons.
AUGUGGUUUCUCUUUGAAACAGUAGCAGCUUUGCUUCUGUCGGCUGUUCCACUCGGUUCGGCAGCCUGCACCGAGAAGCGCCAAAUUGUCCCUUGGUCAACAUUGACUCACGAAGAGAAACAGGCCUAUGUGAAUGCGGAUGUCUGCCUAACCAAGCUACCUUCUACGUCGGGCUUCCGCGGUGCGGUGACCCGUUGGGAUGACCUCAUGUGGCCUCAUAUCUAUCUCACCAGCGUCGUUCAUAAUUGCGGCGCCUUUUUGCCAUGGCACCGUUACUUUGUCCUCGUUCACGACCGCAUGAUUAGGGAGGAGUGCGGCUACGAUGGACCCUUUCCCUACUGGUAUGAAACAGAGGAUAUCGAUGAUAUUGCCGGUUCCGACCUUUGGAACUAUUAUGGCCACAAUGGCGUCGGCGACGACCACUGCCUGGGCGAUGGGCCAUUUGCCAAUAUCACUCUCCGGUUCACCUACAACAAUACCAUUGGAGAAUAUUGUCUGAAGCGCAACUGGAACCAAAAGGUCUUCAACCUGACCAACCAAGCUCAGAUUGACGCAUGCAUGCAAUAUCAAAACUACACGCCGGCGUGGCGGUGCUGGGGCUUUAACCCUCACGGAGCUGGCCACCAAGCCGUCGGCGGCCACAUGGCGGACCCGACUUACAGUCCCGGAGACCCAAAGGUCGAUCUACCCAACCGCCUGGAGGAGAUGGGCGGUGCCAACAUUGCCUUUACCAUUAUCAACGACCCAGACAAUGUCGAGUAUCCCUCGCCCGAGAUUCUCAGUACGCUGGGCGACAAUGGCAACUGGACCACACUCGAGCACAAUCUCUGGAUGAUGGAAAUUGGGGACUUUGCGCCAAACAUUACGAUUGCGGAUAUCAUGGAUGUUGGCGGUGAUGUCAUGUGCGCCGACUAUGUGGACCUCUAG